AUGAUGGAUAAACGUUGGAAUGAUGAUAUCGCUUACGUUUUUUCCGCUCAUAGAUUGUUCCUAGGUCCGUACGGUUUGUGGCCCUUGCAAACGCAGACAGUGUUCACGAAGAUACGAUGGGGCUUUUGCACGAUUGCACAGUUUCUGAUACUACCCUUCGCUUUAUUGGAUCUCUUCUGGAGCGAUCAGGAUGCCGGUUCAAAUCUAGAAUGUUUGACGUAUAUUGUGUCUACGGGAAUCGGAGUCGUAAAAAGUGUGUGUAUUAGAGCCAGUCAAAAGAAACUGGGCAUAAACAUUAAUGCUGCUAUCGAUGAUUGGUUAUCUGCUAAUGAGGAAGAUAAAAAGAUUAUGAAGAAAUAUGCUAAUAGAUCCAAAGUAUUCACCGCUUCAUUAUUAUACACAGUAGCUGUGUGUACUGGCAUCUAUGUAUUAGUCGUCGUAUUCGUAAAUCUGAAACAGAUAUAUUUUCCGGAUGAGAAUUUAGCGGAUGUUAAUACAACAAAUUGGGUGCUUCUGAUUCCAUCUGGUCCACUUAGUAACUGGAUCACCGGUACACAAUCUGCGAUAACUUUGACUAUCCAGAUCAUUCAGGCAUGCAUAUUAUCCAUCAUGUUAGGUAUCGCGGAUAGCCUCUUCUUCACCGUCACGCUACAUCUCGCCGGUCAACUCGAGGUGCUCAAAAGUAAAUUCCAAACUUUUGCGAACGAGCCGAACACCGAGGCAAAUUAUCGAAAGAAAUUCGUCGGCUUGAUUAACAGGCACAGCGAGCUAACGGAAUUGUAUCAAAAUUUGGAAGACAGCUUCCACAUUCUUAUAUUAUCUCAACUUGUGGUAACGACAGUUAUGCUUGCACUAGCGGGAUUGCGUUUAAAUAUCAACCUGAACGAGAAAAAUUAUGUUGAAGUGACAAAGGGUAUUAUGGUUUUGAACUUCUUAUUAUUGCAAUCGUUGGUAUUUACCUAUGGUGGUGAAUUCCUGCAAAACGAAAGCGAAGAUAUAUUCCAUGCUUUAUACACGACUUCCUGGUUUACGCUUCCUUUAGCGUUGAUGAAGGACCUACAUUUCGCAAUGAUGAGAUCGAAUAUACCGUUUCGCUUGACCGGAGGGAAAUUUUUCUAUGUUAAUCGCGAGACAAUGAUGUACAUCCUCAAGACAUCGGCAUCCUGUAGAUUAUUUAUUUAUCAACAGAUACACCCUACGUGACUGUAAAUCUAUUAUUUCAUAGAUAACG
Molecule: messenger RNA, 1231 nt
Organism: Vollenhovia emeryi
Lineage: Eukaryota; Metazoa; Arthropoda; Insecta; Hymenoptera; Formicidae
Exons: 5
Coding region: 1-1203 (400 amino acids)
Biological process (GO): sensory perception of smell; detection of chemical stimulus involved in sensory perception of smell
Cellular component (GO): plasma membrane
Molecular function (GO): olfactory receptor activity; odorant binding
Source: RefSeq, a predicted model, not a curated record